AUGACCGAGAUAUGCAAGAAAGCACAAUCGCAACUCAAAUAUAAACCUGGAGAGCGUGAGUUGUUUUCGUACCGUAAAUUUGCUGUGGAAAGGUUACGGUCAGAUUAUGACGAAAUAAUCAAAGUGGCAAAUUGUAUUGUGGAUGAAGUGAAAGAAUAUGAAACUUUAUUACUCUUCAUUGAUAAAAUUAAAGUAUUGGAUUCUGAAGAACCAUUGAAAACACAGAUGAAUAUUGGUAAAAAUAUCUUUUGUGAAGCUGUGAUUGAUAAAUGGGAUCGCGUGAUCGUGAAAUUAUUCGAUGAUGUCUACGCCGAAUUAACUUUGAGACGGGCUGAAGAUUUUAUUACGAAGAAAAUUGAGCUUCUAAAUGAACGUGCUGCCUUCUAUGAACGAGAAGCGCAUUCGAUACGUGCCAGAAUGCACCUAAUACUCUCUUCUGUGAAGCAGCUCGAAAGCUUGUGA
Loa loa (African eye worm) is the source of this 462-nucleotide messenger RNA. RefSeq lists its product as hypothetical. Bases 1 to 462 code for a protein of 153 amino acids. The transcript has 5 exons. Lineage: Eukaryota; Metazoa; Nematoda; Chromadorea; Rhabditida; Onchocercidae. The record is from RefSeq and is a predicted model, not a curated record.